GGAGAGUGGGACUAAUCUGUCAUAAUAUGCUAACGUACUUAGUAGUAAUCUGCUAUGGUUAUCAGCCGGUGCGAGAGGUUGGCGGUGUAGCGCUGAUAGGGAAUACAAGCUAAGUAGCUUAGUGUUUGGUUUUUUUUGGUUUUCCAAUUGGCAAACGCACGCUGAGCGGAGUGGACUCUUUCCAAAUGGUUGCCGAGAAAGUUAUUUUGGCCUAUUCGGGUGGACUGGAUACGAGCUGCAUACUCAAAUGGCUGCUGGAGCAACGCUAUGAGGUCAUCUGUGUGCUGGCCGAUGUUGGCCAGCAGGAGAACUUUGAGGCAGCUCGUCAAAAGGCGCUCAAGAUUGGAGCCAAGGAGGUAAUUGUUGCUGAUAUCAAGCAGCAAUUUGCCGAGCAAUACAUUUGGCCAGCCAUCCAAAUGGGGCUUAUCUACGAAGAGCGUUAUCUACUGGGCACAUCACUGGCGCGCCCUUGUAUAAGUGUCGCCUUGAUAGAGGCCGCCAGGCGGCAUAGCGCCAAGUACUUGGCUCACGGCGCCACCGGCAAGGGGAACGAUCAGGUUCGCUUCGAGCUAUGCGCCUAUGCAUUGCAGCCGGACUUGAAGAUUAUUGCUCCGUGGCGCGAUUUGGAAUUCUGUCGUCAAUUUCAGGGCAGGCAGGAUCUUAUUGCCUAUGCCCAGCUACAUGGAAUUGAGGUGACAGCUAAGCCAGCGACACCCUGGAGCACGGAUGCAAACAUGCUGCACAUUAGCUACGAGUCGGGCGUGCUUGAGGAUCCGAACACUGUGGCGCCUAGCAGCCUCUACGAGCUAACUCUCGACCCAUUCACGCAGGCACCGAAGAAGCCGCAUCGCCUCUGUGUCCACUUUGAGCAUGGACUGCCUACGGGAGUUGAGGACUUGGCCAAUAGUCGAGUGUACAGCACGCCCAUGGAUAUGCUCAAGUAUCUAAAUGAACUGGGCGGCAGCUAUGGCAUUGGACGCAUUGACAUUGUAGAGAACCGUUAUGUGGGGCUCAAGUCCCGGGGCGUGUACGAGACUCCAGCCGGCACCAUACUCUAUGCAGCGCAUCAGGACUUGGAGGUGUUCGCAUUGGAUCGCGAAGUGCUGCGCACCAAGCAACUAUUGCGCGAUCGAAUGUCCGACUACGUGUACAAUGGCUAUUGGUUCAGUCCCGAGGCACUCUAUGUGCGACGCUGCAUUCAGCUGGCCCAGGAGCAGGUCACUGGGCAGGUGACAAUGGAGCUAGCGCCAGGCUAUUGUCGUGCCAUAGCCCGCAAGGCGGCGGACAAAGUUGGUGCACUCUACAAUCAGCAACUCGUCUCAAUGGAUGUCCAUGGCGGCUAUGUGCCACAAGAUGCGGGCGGUUUCAUUGCGAUCAAUGCGGUGCGCUUACGUGAGCACGUACGAGCCUUCGGUCCCUACCGGACUGAUAAGAACUAGCUGACCUUUCAAAAACAUGAAAGAAGUACAGCUGUCAAGUAAAUGAGAUAAUAUAAUAAAUACAAUAAUGAGAAAAUCUCGGCUCU
Drosophila hydei is the source of this 1525-nucleotide messenger RNA. It is a transcript of the gene Ass, whose product is annotated as argininosuccinate synthase. NCBI's taxonomy places the organism in Eukaryota, Metazoa, Arthropoda, Insecta, Diptera, Drosophilidae. The record is from RefSeq and is a predicted model, not a curated record. Gene Ontology annotation, cellular component: cytoplasm. The coding region runs from base 186 to 1439 and encodes 417 amino acids. The transcript has 3 exons. Gene Ontology annotation, biological process: urea cycle; L-arginine biosynthetic process. Gene Ontology annotation, molecular function: ATP binding; argininosuccinate synthase activity.